AUGUUUAUCUGCUCUGAUAAUAAUUCUGUAAUUGUAGAUAUCGGUACAGAAACAUAUAAGAUUGGUUACUCUGAUAAAGAAUAUCCUAUGUAUUUUAAUUCUUCAAAAACAUUUAAAAAUCAAUUUUUAUCUCCCGUUUCCUGUUCUACAAUAACUAAUAUCGAUUCUUAUAUGACACUUCUAAAAGACAAUUUACCUAAAGAUACUUCUUAUCUUUUAGUAUGCGAAAAUACUUUUGAGAAUGAAUCAGUAAAAAAUAAACUCUUGGCUGAAAUUAUGGAAGAAAAUCUUGCUUCGUCUGUAAUUUUUUUUAAAAGUGCUAUUCUUGAUACUUUUUCAUACAGCAAAACAACUGCGCUUGUUUUAUCUUUCAGUGGAGGAUCAUCACAAAUUGUUUCUGUGGUAGAAGGAUACGUUACCUACAGAAAAAAAAUAGACUUUGGUUGUGAAAACAUCACUGAAAUGUAUUUAAACAAGAUUGAUAAAAAUAAGCUAGAUAACAAAUUCUCGUCAUUUUCUUUUUAUGCUAAUGAUAAUUUUCUAAAUUUUAAAAAGUCAGAAUAUGCGAGAUUAAAAAAGGAAGAUUUCUAUUUAAAAUGUCAUGACAUAAGUUUUAAACAUCAGUUUGAUUAUUUACAUAGAGGCAUGUUUAAAAUAUUAGAACUUCUUGAUGAAGUCUUACAGAACAAUUCACCUGAUAAAAAAAGUGCUCUUCUAAAUAAUAUUAUUAUAUCUGGAGGUGGUUCUUAUAUUAAUAAUGUUCUAUCUAUUUGUCAAAAUAUUAUUUCUACUAAAUAUGGUAAAGAUAAUAUUUGUGUUAUUAAUCAUCCUUCAAGAUUCCAUACAUAUUUUGGAGGAGUGUUAGCAGGAAAUAUAGGAAAUUUUAAGAGUUUGAAUAUAGGAAGAGCAGAUUAUGCAGAAAGCGGUGUAAAUAUUUUUAAAAAGAAAAAUCACUCAUGGUUGAUAAAUAAAAAUAUUUAA
This is a messenger RNA of Vairimorpha ceranae, 981 nucleotides long. RefSeq names its product actin-like 53kda protein. Gene Ontology annotation, molecular function: chromatin binding. NCBI's taxonomy places the organism in Eukaryota, Fungi, Microsporidia, Nosematidae. The transcript has a single exon. Gene Ontology annotation, biological process: regulation of transcription by RNA polymerase II. The record is from RefSeq and is a predicted model, not a curated record. The coding region runs from base 1 to 981 and encodes 326 amino acids. Gene Ontology annotation, cellular component: NuA4 histone acetyltransferase complex; SWI/SNF complex.